Amoebophrya sp. A120 is the source of this 2073-nucleotide messenger RNA. The record is from the annotation of a GenBank genome assembly. NCBI's taxonomy places the organism in Eukaryota, Dinophyceae, Syndiniales, Amoebophryaceae.
AUGGCGCAGCCCCAGAAGAUCUGGUCUUGCGCGUUUUCGGGUCAUUUUGAGGUGGCCCAGCGAGCCAUUUUUCCGGAUUUGUUUCUUUCAAAGAUAGAUCAGGUUUUUGAAAAUAUCCACCGAAAAUUUCUCCUCCUCCUCCAAAACGCAUUUUUUUUGUAUUGAAAAAUACCAAAAGUUCAGGCAUCGAAAAAAAAAAAACUCAGGUAUGACCACGAAGCGCAUGCUGAUCUCAUGUGUGUGAGUUUCUCUAAUAUGUGUUUGUUUAGUUGUGCCCCAUUUUAACUAGCUACAGUUUCUGGUAGGUGUAGGUGGACGACGCCGCAUCGAGACUGCACAUCCGCGACUGGGUCUGGUGAUGCCCUCUGGCCCCAUCAAGCGUCGCGACAAGCGGCUCGCUUGUCAUCUCGUCUUCAAAAAGCUUGGGAGCCAGAGUCUGGUAGUCAAUUUCGUCCUCGGGGAUCUCGGAUUUCAGGACUUGCAGCAGGGACUGGUGUGGUCUUGCCCGCACGCGCCGGAGUGCCACGAAAGCGACCGGCUUGCAUUUUACGCUCCACAGAGCGGUCUCCAUGUCGCCCUGCCAUCGUGUGGCGACAUGAGAGGAGAGGGAGGGGCCUGGGAAUUGAUUGGGAAAAAUUGAUGCGGUGAUGCAACGUCGCCACUUUUAGCCGUGGCCGUAUCUCUGCAGGAGUGGUUGGUGAAGGUUGAGCCAACUUUUUUCUCAUGGCAAAUUCACAGCUGAAAACGAGUCCACUUUUCAGCUGGAGGAGAAAUUUAGCACGACCUAACGGCCUUCAAAAAAUUUCUCCUCCGCACUUUCUCUAAAAGAAAAUCGAGAAAAACAAGUGGAGGAGAAAUUUUCUGAAGGCCGUUAGGUCGUGCUAAAUUUAUCCUCCAGUCCAAAAGCGAUCUCGUUUUCGGCUCGAAAAAACCAAAAAAAGAAAGCUGACGCAAGUUUUUCGACCAACCCCGGGACCUUUUUUUCUUGGAGUUGUUUUGUGUCCGUCCUCGUCAGCGAGCUAUCGCAGGCGAGGCGCGGCGCCUGCAGAUGCGCGGUCGCGGACCCGCAGGGCGGAUAUUUACUGUUGUGCGUGCAGUCACAUAAGUCGCAAAAUUCUGGGAUUGGACGUGGCACAGUCUAGGGGGCCCAAAAGUGAAUCAACUCCAAGACUCGCUCGAAGCGCCUCGAGGGCCGACGCCGAGCCAGCUGCUCUGCGUAUUCCUUCUGAAUGACGAAGCGCUUUCUCGCACUCUCGCAUCAAGCGUUGCGACAUGGCUUGGGGCCAGCGACGUUGCUCAGCCGGGAAGAGCUGCCUCCGAUGGUGGCGCUGGGUUCCUGUAUGCAAAACCUAUCAGAAACUCGAGCUAGUUAACAUAGAGAAGGGGCACUAAGUACGUAGGGUUUUCUAACAUGGCGACGAUAGCCACAUGAUUUUGCCAUGCAUAUUGCAGGAAGACUACAAAAUUUUUUGAAAUUGAUGUCGUUUUUUUCGUUUUUUUGCAUGGAAAAAAAUGGCAUUUUGGAGGAGGAGGAUAAAUUUUGUGUGGAUAGAAAACAGUUACAUUAAAUCACUCGACUCCUCGCCACAUCUCCAUUUCGGACCUUUUACUUGUAGUUGUAGCCCUCACACUCACUUACAGCCAGGAUCUUCUUCGUCGAAGGGGGGGCGCCGAAGUUUUACAGGCGGACUUCGCCUUCGUCUUCCCCUUGCAAAAAGGCACGGCUUCGCUUCCUUCAGGUCGGUGCCUCUCCACCCGCGUUCGCGCGAUGCGUCAGCUUUCAAGUCCCAAGCUGUACUUUUGUAGGAUAACCAAAGAAAAAGAUCUAAACAAAAAUAAUAAAGACAGGCUACAUCCCUUAACUGCAGACAUCGCAGACGCUAAGUAAGUAGGCCGUUGUGUUGCUUGCCUACGUAUGAAUGUAAGAUGAGUUGACGUAGUUGAAUAUUAUCCAAAGACAAAAGCAACCGUUUCCAGAUUACAGCUUCCAAGAAGAAUUCCAGGCUUCGCUUUUCUUUGCGGACUGGUCGACAAAGAAAUGGCAAUGUGCCGCGCUACACGAUGGAGUUGGAG